UUUUUAAAUUAAAUAAAUAGUGUUAUAUACAGUAUUUUAUCUCGUGUUUUAUUAUACAGUUUAAAGUCUUACUCACUUUAUCACGAGUCUAAAGUAUUAUUGUGUGUAAAAAGUUUUAAAAUAAAAAAUUUAAAACUAGUUAAUAAUUAUUAUAACCAAUUAUUUAUCAACGAAACACUUCAUACAAAGUGCCCGAUAUAUACACAUAAUACACACAUAAUGCCAGCUAAUGGACAGUCGUAUACCCCGGUGUCGCACGUGGUGUUUGAUAUGGACGGCCUGUUAUUGGAUACUGAGCCCCGGUAUGAGAAGGCCAUCAGUACAGUGACUGAACGCUACGGCAAGCCAUACAAAUUGGAGUUGAAGGUGCGAGUGAUCGGCACAACCGGUAGGGACUCAGCGCGGCUGAUAACUAAGGAACUGGAGCUCCCGAUAACACCCGACCAAUACAUCGCCGAACUGGACAAAGAGUACGAGAAAGUGUUUGAUAACGUGCCGUUCAUGGCGGGCGCCGAACGCCUGGUCCGACAUCUACACAAACACCAGGUGCCCAUCGCCAUAGCGACCAGUAGUAAAAAGCAUACGUUUGAGCUGAAAACCCGUGAAUUGAUGCACGUGUUUAAACUAUUUCACCAUAUAUUAAUUGCCUCGGAUGAUCCGGAGAUUACCAGGGGCAAACCGGACCCGCAAUCCUAUCAGGUAACAUAACUAAACUUUAUAUAAACUAAG
Medioppia subpectinata is the source of this 729-nucleotide messenger RNA. The record is from the annotation of a GenBank genome assembly. NCBI's taxonomy places the organism in Eukaryota, Metazoa, Arthropoda, Arachnida, Sarcoptiformes, Oppiidae.